Molecule: messenger RNA, 2168 nt
Organism: Vespula pensylvanica (western yellowjacket)
Lineage: Eukaryota; Metazoa; Arthropoda; Insecta; Hymenoptera; Vespidae
Product: glucose dehydrogenase [FAD, quinone]-like
Exons: 6
Coding region: 148-2100 (650 amino acids)
Molecular function (GO): flavin adenine dinucleotide binding; oxidoreductase activity, acting on CH-OH group of donors
Source: RefSeq, a predicted model, not a curated record
GCCACAUGAUUUCUACUACAAUAACUACCUUUCAUCUCCCUUUAUACUAAAAGACAGAACCAUUUGAAGCUCUAUUCGUUCACUGGAGCUCGAAUCAACCUGAUUUGAUCAACUCUUCAAGAACUUGAUGAUCUUGGGUGACGUACAAUGAUACGGAUUUUUAAAAUGCGUUUACUCGAUUUUCUCCUUCUUUUGGUGCAGUAUGCAUUCGCUAGGCAAAUCAAUCCAACGAUGCUUAAUCAACUGGGCAUAAAUUACGACAGCUUCAUUAUAUCGAACACAACAGGAUGUUGCGGCUGCAGUUUCGAAGAUACAAAAUACAUGGACUCGGUUUGCGGAGGCCAAUCUGCUUUCAUGAAUUUAGUUCAGAAUUUAAUGAUGUCAAGAUGCGACAUAGCUGAUCCUUGCCGUCGAUUGGGUAGAGACGAUAUACCGAACGAAUGGUACGACUUCAUCGUCGUUGGUGCAGGUGUAGCUGGACCUAUUAUUGCCAGAAGAUUAAGUGACAAUGCUUGGAAUAGAGUUUUACUGAUCGAAGCUGGUCCCGAAGAACCAACCAUGACGGCUAUUCCAGGAUUAGCUUGGAACGCUAUUCAAUCGUCACUAGAUUGGAAAUAUAAAACGGAACCAACGAGACCACAUCCAACAGCCUGCUUAGAUACUGGUGGAAAGUGUAAUGUACCUAGAGGAAGAAUGAUGUCAGGUACCGGUGGUAUGCACGGAAUGAUGUAUUAUCGUGGUCAUCCAGAGAUCUUUAAUAAAUGGGCACGCGAGGGUAACGUUGGAUGGUCUUAUGAUGAAAUCGAACACUAUUUCCAACGUGUAGAGGAUCCAGUCGAUCCAUCGAUGUUGAGUUCACACGCUCGUACUGUACCUAAUGGUCCAGUGAAGAUUCAACAUUAUUCUCAUAGACCACAAUUUGUUAGUGUACUUUUGGAAUCAGCUGCAGAAUUAGGUUACAGAACGUACGGUUUGAAGGAGUAUACCCAAACUGGUUUCAUGGUAGCACCAAUGACAGUGGAGAAAGGAUUAAGAGCAUCAACCCCUAAAGCCUAUUUAAGACCUGUAUACAAUAGAAAUAAUCUAAGAGUUCUGACUAAUGCUCAAGUAUUGAGAGUUUUGAUCAACGAUUACGAUAUGAAGGCAUACGGUGUCGAACUGAUCGACAAACAUGGUCAAAGGAGAAUCAUCAAAUGUAACAAGGAAGUUAUUUUGACGGCUGGUGCCAUGGGAUCGCCGCAGAUACUUUUAAAUUCCGGUAUUGGACCGAGAGAGCAAUUAACUAAAUUUGGUAUUAAAACCUAUAAGGAUCUACCAGUAGGACGGUAUUUUAUCAAUCACGUAUCCAUUGCUGUACCAAUGAGUAUUAGAGAUACUUCGGUAGAGACUAUGACUAUGCAAUCGGUGAACGAAUAUCUUGAAUCUAGAACCGGUGAUCUGGCUAGCACUGGAUUAACUCAGGUCACUGCUUUCCUUGAAAGUAAUUAUACUAUUCCUGGUAUACCUGAUUUGCAAGUAUUCUUCGACGGCUUCAGUUCGUACUGCCCGAAAACAGGAUUGCCAAACGAAUGUACGAAUGGUAUCAAAGGACCUUGCCCGAAUAGAAGAAAGAUCGUUGCUAGACCGACCGUCGUAAUUCCCGAAAGUCGUGGUACUUUAGAAUUGCGUAGUGCCAAUCCUUUAGAUCUGCCUCUAAUGUAUCCUGAUUAUUUUACCCAUGAAAAAGAUAUGAAAGUUUUGAUCGAAGGUGUAAAACAAGUACUUAAGCUCAUAGAUACCCCGACCAUGAAGAAAUGGGAUCUUCAAUUAGAAACAUUGCAUCAUCCUCUUUGUACAGAAUAUCACUUCGGCACGGACGCAUAUUGGGAGUGUUAUAUACGAGCUAAGACUGGACCCGAAAAUCAUCAAGCCGGUACCUGCAAAAUGGGACCAGCAACCGAUGCUGAUGCCGUCGUCGAUCCGCAAUUACGAGUACAUGGUGUACCAAACAUUCGUGUUGCCGAUCCUUCCAUAUUUCCAUAUUUACCCAAUGCUAAUCCGAUCGCUGCUAUAAUGAUGGUAGCUGAAAAGGCAUCCAAUAUGAUUAUCAAUUCGUGGUAAUCACAUAAUUAAUUUACACGUGAUUUUUUCACAAAAUUUCUUAAUAAACGAUUACUUUUUUUUCCCUA